This is a messenger RNA of Alternaria ventricosa, 531 nucleotides long. RefSeq lists its product as uncharacterized. Lineage: Eukaryota; Fungi; Ascomycota; Dothideomycetes; Pleosporales; Pleosporaceae. The transcript is spliced from 2 exons. The record is from RefSeq and is a predicted model, not a curated record. Bases 1 to 531 code for a protein of 176 amino acids.
AUGGAAGACGCGCCCCCGGUCUUUGACAUUGACCCACCCAAUGGUGGCCCGUACUGGGAGUCAGCAGCCGAGUACCAACAGGAGAAGCUGGUCCCGUUCAUGAACCGGGCCAAGGUUGAUCGUCUGAGGACGUACGAGGGGUACUUCACAAAAGACAUGGUCGCAUCUCAUUACAGCACUGUCAUGGACAUCGUGGACAUUUGGCAAGUCCGGCUUGCCGAGAACGCCAACAUCAACGGCGUCCCCCAAUUCUGGUCGAUGAUCGUCAAUCAAUGGUCACACACUUGCGAUCUUGUACUCAGACACGUAACGGACUCUCAGCUCGGCAUUCGUAGGGAAUUGUUGAUGAUAGAUCCAUCACUCCGCGCGGCCGCCUACCACCACUGGUCAGACCGAAGCCUUGAGUGCUUCCAGCACAUCCGCCGACUCUUCAACCGCCUCGGGUACAAUGUCGGCUAUGGUGAAUGGAAAGAUAUCCCUAUUCCGAGCGUGGGUCAUCGAGGCAGGAAGCGAGCGAGGACCGACGAGUGA